Molecule: messenger RNA, 393 nt
Organism: Neogale vison (American mink)
Lineage: Eukaryota; Metazoa; Chordata; Mammalia; Carnivora; Mustelidae
Gene: KCNE1
Product: potassium voltage-gated channel subfamily E regulatory subunit 1
Exons: 1
Coding region: 1-393 (130 amino acids)
Biological process (GO): membrane repolarization during action potential; potassium ion export across plasma membrane; ventricular cardiac muscle cell action potential
Cellular component (GO): membrane
Molecular function (GO): potassium channel regulator activity; transmembrane transporter binding; delayed rectifier potassium channel activity
Source: RefSeq, a predicted model, not a curated record
AUGGUUCCACCCAACACGACCGCGCUGACGCCCGUCCUGACGGCGCUGUGGCAGCUGGGGACGGUGGCGCCGGGCGGCAACGCGUCGGGCGUGUCGCGCAGGUCGCCGCGCGGCGAGGACGGCCAGCUGGCCGCGCUCUACAUCCUCAUGGUGCUGGGCUUCUUCGGCUUCUUCACCCUGGGCAUCAUGCUGAGCUACAUCCGCUCCAAGAAGCUGGAGCACUCCCACGACCCGUUCAACGUGUACAUCGAGUCGGACUCCUGGCAGGAGCAGGACAAGGCGUACUUCCAGGCGCGCGUCCUGGAGAGCUGCAAGGCGUGUUACGUCAUCGAAAACCAGCUGGCGGUGGAGAGGCCCCGCACGCACCUCCCCGAGAUAAAACCGCGCUCCUGA